GAAGAGGCCGGCGGGCGAGCAGGCGAGGAGGAGGAGAAGAAGGGGGGAAGCUGCACUUCCUUCAGGUGAAAGAUGAGUGGAAGAGAACUUCCAGGAUUUAUUACCUCAAAUAAGAGUAGUGAUAUAGAUAGCCUGGUUGUUCGUGUGAAAAAUGGUCUGAAGAGUCCAAAGUAUAAACCUGUUGAUUAUGCAAAACUACUUGCAAUUACUGAAGCCAAGAAGUUGGAAUCUGCAAAAAUCCUACUAAAGGUUAAAAAGACAGAACAUGCUUCAAAAAUUAACAAAGAACAAAUGCUGCUGAAACAGCACAAUCAGAUUUGGUGGAAAGAGCACAAAAGACUGCAUGAAAGCAGGCAAAAACUAGAAUCAGAUAUACAAGCCUUUUUUGAUGAAGGAAAUGAAUGUUUUUUGGACUUGUGGGAUUUGCGAUAUAAAUUAUCAAAGGAGUUGGAUACGUUUCAAGCAAAUACAGUGCAGCCUGUAUGGCAGUUAAGAGAAGAUUUACGAUACAGACUGUUGGAAAUGCAGGCCAACCAAGAAUGUCAAGAAUAUGAGCUUAAUCCAGAUGCAGUAUUAGAAGAGGUAGAGUUUGUGAAGAAGCAACAGCAACUGAUCUUGAAAAAGCUUCAUUGUGAGAGAGAACCUUUGGAACAGGAGCUUGAAGAAUUUGUAGAUGAAGCACUUGCUUAUUCUUUAGAAGACAAGGUUGCGCUCAUCCGUGAGCUACCACCACAAUUAUUGGCCUUGGAAUGUCCGUAUCCUGAUUUGAAAGCUUCAGUGUUUACAGAAUUUGACAAACUAGCAAAUGAAUAUUGGCUAAAGCUCCAGGAAGUUGAUCAAGAGUUAAAAGUUAUAUCAAGCAGUUUCGAAUGGAGUAAAGAAGAUCUUUGGGUUUAUCAGGUUGUCAUUAAUCAGUACCCAAAAGCUAUUAAAGGUAGAAGAACUCUGUACUUGAAUAUGCUGCAGAAACUUCUGCCUCACAAGUCUAGGCAAAAUAUCGUUGCUCAUGAACGGGCUUGGGACCACUAUCAUUUUACUAAAAGCCAAUGGAAGGUGUUGAUGUUCAACUGGAUCCAGGCAAAAAAAGCGUUUCUACUGAAGGCAGUAAUGACUUUGGCGGAAGCGUGUGCUGCUCAUGAGACAGAAAUUAUGUUGGCUAAUAAUAGAAAAAAACAACAGGAAAUAUGUGCUGAUCUGAAGGAAAAGGUUUUACAAUGGCGUUUGCAGCAGGAAGAAGCUGCCCAACUGGAAGCUGUUAUUGCCGCCAGAAGAAAGGAAGAGGAGGAGGAAAAAGAAAAGUUUCAGAUAGAAAAAGAAGCCCUUCAGCGAGCAGAAGAUAAAGAAAAAGUGAAAAAGUACUGGGCUGAAAAGCAACGCCAGUGGCAGGAGAUGGAAGCAAAAGAUCUACUACGUUUGGCAGAAUUUAAGAAAUUAAUGGCUGAACAAGUGAUUAAAGACAGAGAAAGAGUUCAAUUUCGACAAAGGCUGUUGGAAAAGCGCUUGAUGGAGAAAAAAGAGGCAAUUCUCAAAGAGGCUCAUGAGGAAGAAGAAAGGAAGAGACGUCUUGAUGCUCUUAGGCAACAGGUUGCUAUUGUUGCAGAGUUUGAUCCUGCUCGGAUGAUGGCUGACACAGUGGCAUCUAAAGCUCGGAUGGGCAUCGGAGCAGAAGAAGAUUUUUUUCUGCAGAAGCCUCUCUUUGAGUUGCAUACAUUCACUGCUGAGCAGAUUAUAUCUGACCCCCGCAUCCGAGUGGAAAUAGCUCUGCGAGAAGCUGGACUUCAUAGGACACUUUAUGCUCAGGAGCUUUUACCGAAAAUCCAUCCACCCAGACUUCCAAGAAGAGACAUGGAUUCCACAGCCUUUAAACUGUAGAGCUACAAAUUAAACAUACGAGUUCAAAUGAGACAGUCUGUUUACCAAGACUUAAAUAUACGAUUUAAUUCAGGAAA
Anolis sagrei ordinatus is the source of this 1949-nucleotide messenger RNA. It is a transcript of the gene CCDC148, whose product is annotated as coiled-coil domain containing 148. The record is from RefSeq and is a predicted model, not a curated record. Lineage: Eukaryota; Metazoa; Chordata; Lepidosauria; Squamata; Anolidae.